UUGAUUGCCAAAUGACAUCUUUGAACAUCUAGUGGUGAUCGAAUUGUCAAAGUUCAUUUGACUUAAUGGAGUUAAUCCGUUCAGUUCUAAAAGACAUAUUAAUAUAACCUUCUCUGUAAGUACUUAGCAAAUGAUUUAAUGUCCUUUACUUCGUUAUCUGUACUUCCGAGAACCUACUGAAUAAGCAAAUAAAUUGGAUUUCGUAGCUCGGGAAUUUCGUAGCCCCUGGACACCUCAAGACAAAACGAAACGCAUCUCAGCUGUCAGACUGACCACGGCUUUGGGCCAUCUGCUUUUGGAGAAAAAACCCUGUAGACAUGACGGACCUUCUGGUUCCAGAACUUGAGAUAGACGUAGAGAGUUUGGAAACGGAAAGCGACGACCAAGCCGAAUUUGGCUGCGCCUUGUCCGGCGCAGGGGACGAAGAAGAGAGCGGCAAAGACAACGAGAAAUGUAGUCCGAUAACUCAAGCAUCGGGCGAUCAGAGGAAACUCAGCCGGACCCCGAAGUGUGCCCGCUGCAGGAAUCACGGAGUGGUUUCGUGUCUCAAGGGCCACAAGAGGUUCUGUAGGUGGCGGGACUGUCAGUGUGCCAACUGCCUGCUGGUUGUGGAGAGACAACGAGUCAUGGCAGCGCAGGUCGCACUGAGGAGGCAACAGGCGACGGAGGACAAGAAAGGCAUUGCAGGAAAACAGAUUCCAACUGAACGCAGGGCUGUUUAUCAAAGACACAUUAGACCUUCUAGCAUGCUGGCCAAAAGUAUUCUAGAAGGUUACCGUCCCGUUCAAACGGACCCUUUUUUAGGAGGAAACCCGUCUCUGCCUCCUCCUCUCAGUGACCGAAUGAGGAAGAGGAGGGCUUUUGCUGACAAAGAGCUGGAGACCAUCAUGCUGGAGCGGGAGUACAAAGAGCGUGAGCUGAUGGAGUCCAGCCAGGCGACGGCCGCGUCUCUAUUUCUGCCCAGCGCCAUGGUUCACGCAGCAGAAUACAACUCCUACAAAUCGGCCUUCGCCGCAGGGCAAGUGGAGGCACCGCCCAAAGAGAUUUGCGGUUAUCUCCCCAAUUGCCUUGACCUGUCAAUGCAGUACACCGGGUCAGGAAACGUGGAGCUGAUUUCAUCCAAUGUCAGCGUGGCAACCACCUACAGGCAAUAUCCACUGUCGCCGCGGUUCAUGAUGUGGCCGAAAUGCAGCAACAUUAGUGACGCUCUGCUUUACCAGCAGUGCCUCCUAAACGCGACGGCCGUCCAGAACAUGAAACCGGGUGCAGUCUGGGAUCCGAAAAUGAUGCCAGCAUCUGAGAGCCACUCACCAGAUCCAGUUCUGGCAGCUGCCAAACUGGAAGGUUCCCGGGUGGCACCAGAGCCAUGCGAUCUUCAGCGAUUGCAGACAGAACUUCCGGGCCUCACUCAUGGUUCUCGGGAGCAGUCAGCAUUCUCUCCCCCCAAGAGAAGCUUCGGACAAGCGUUCACCAACGGCUCGUCAUCCACGAGUCAAGAGCAUGUCCUGAAUAAACUCAGCAAAGACAGUGCCAAGCAUACCCUCUCAAUGAAAUUAAACUCCUUCCACUCCCUGAUUCAGCAAACUCUCAGUGAAAAGGCAGGCCCUGAGUCAAAAGCUCCCUGCUACAAAGAACGUUUUGAAGAUGCUGCUAGGAAAUGCAGGGAGAGUGCAGUCAAAGAAAACCAGAGCUUCAAAAAUGUGGACAGAUAUGCAAGAGACUUGACAUCCAAACAAGUGGGUUCAAAGUUUUCAUCCAGUGAGUCUCUGUCCUUUUCGGUUGAAUCCAUUCUGAAGAGGCCUUCACCUGCAGUAAACCGCACAUCACAGUAGCUGAUGCAUUAAUUUCAGGUGGUUUUCAAUUGAACGGUCACAUUUAGACAUAUAUUCAUUUCAAUAGUUGGAAAAACUGGAUUAAAAAGCCAAUGUCAAAAGCAAGGUUGCAAAUUUAGCUGACCUAAAUUAAAAGUAUAUAAUACAUUGUUUUAAAGUACAAUUUUACUUGAAAAUCAAUUGCAUUUUUAUCAACUUGUCAGCUUCCCCAAACCAGAGGUGUAAAUAUUGUGCUGUAAAUAUAUAAGCAUGUUGACUAUGACUUCAACAUAAUGAGUAUAUUUAAGUGUAAUAAUGACUUAUGUUGCUUUAAAUUGUAAUGUUUCAUGACCUACAAUGCAAUUAUAAAGUAACAAUAAACUUUUUAAUUAUGAAA
This is a messenger RNA of Lepisosteus oculatus (spotted gar), 2208 nucleotides long. It is a transcript of the gene dmrt2a, whose product is annotated as doublesex and mab-3 related transcription factor 2a. The record is from RefSeq and is a predicted model, not a curated record. Lineage: Eukaryota; Metazoa; Chordata; Actinopteri; Semionotiformes; Lepisosteidae. Gene Ontology annotation, biological process: sex differentiation; regulation of transcription by RNA polymerase II. Gene Ontology annotation, cellular component: nucleus. Gene Ontology annotation, molecular function: DNA-binding transcription factor activity, RNA polymerase II-specific; RNA polymerase II cis-regulatory region sequence-specific DNA binding.